AUGAUGCACGCAUCUGUGCCAUGGGGUCAGCGUCUCCCGCUUACUUCUGUGGGCGCACAUCCUUCUCAGCCCCUUCACCGACAGGUUGCAGCAAGAGCUUGCCGCAAGCCAGGGAAUAGCUUGGCUCGAUCCCUGCCAGUGAUAGGGGGCAUGCUGGCAGCCGUAAAGGUUGCCUUGCGGAAUCGUGGAGAUCGCAGAAUCUGUGCUCGACCGAGCCUGCUCCCACGUAGUGUCGAGGGCCGAGAGGCCAAGCCACAAGGCGCGAUGGCGAAGAAGCCCUCCGAAUUGGACGUCAUGAAAGAAGUUAAUGUGGUCACCAUCUCCCAAAGACUUUCGAAGCCAAGUCUAGCAAACGGCUGGACUCUGGUUGGAGAUUUGGGGAUCACCACUGCCGUCGCUCCCUUGCUCAGUAUCGUCUUCCUUCGUGCCCUCGAGCCAGAUUGGUAUCGGCAACUUCCAGACAGUGAUGUUGGCUUCGUUUUUCCCGAGUACUUCCACGGCGUGUUGUAUGGUCUGUGCUGGCUUCUGGGAGGUCUUGCACUUGGUGCUUUCGAGACCAAAGCCGUAAACCCCAAGAACCUCCUGGAGACCAUUCAGCGGACAGCAUGGGCCGCUGUGGCGACAGUUUGGCUGGCAUGCUCAGCCUGGCUGGUUUUAAGGACAAAUGGCUGGCUGCCGGACAGCUAUGCGGCCCUGGGUUAUGUGACCAGCGCAGCCAUCUUGCCGACUUUCCGAGACUUUUUCAUCGACCUCCAGUUUGAGGUGUGGUGUCUUAUUGCGUGGCGGCUGACGCGAGCCGUUUCGGUUGAAGGAUCAGGACUGGAUGCAGAAGGGGAUGAGGACGAAGCAGACGUGGAAGAGUUGGAUGAGCUGGAGGAGUCUGCCCCCGUAUCUCGAAGGCUGCUGCUGGGCGACAUGGUUGUCUCUGGCAUCAUCGUGCCUGCUUUGAUCAUCGUGGUCUUGGCACAGACAGGCGUCUAUACACCCCAGUGGACACUCCUCUGGGACACCACGGAUACCGGUUCAAGCAAAGCUAUACUGGCCCACGGGGCUGUGUUGACAACUUGUUGGUUGAUCGCAGCACUGGCUACCGGUGCCUAUGGCAUUGACUCCGUGAGAAGGACCGAUCUGGCCAAAUUCCUGAAGAGUAUUUGGAAAACCACGGCAGUGACCGCCUUCCUCCUAGCUCUGUGCUCAGUCUUGCCACUUCUCCUCUCCGGUUCAAGUGGCAGCAACGUGACGGACUUCGAUGCUGCUAGAAGGUUUCAAAAGACGUUUUUCGACCUCUUGUGUGACGUGGAGCUGUCAGCAGUAUGUCUCACAACCUGGCGCCUGUACUAUGACCAGCACCGCCAUCCUGUCGCCUGGGCGUCUGGGCGCCUGGCCCUGUUCCGGCAGGCCAACAUCUCGCCCUUAGCCCUGAGCCCCCUGGGCUGGUACAGGACCAGGCCCUUGGAGCCGCCCGAUGCCGUCGAAGCGGCUGCCCGGCUUCAUUUUGCAGGCCUUCAUACCGUGCUUCUCCGGCAUGGCCUGAACUUGGAGAAAUACACAGCAGAUCCCUGCGCUCCACAUGGAAUGGUCCUGACGGAGCUGUUUUCUCUAGCGGACGGAUCCAACAAGCGGGACUCUGUGAUUCUGGGCCUUGUCUAUGCUUUUCUGACACUGCCUUGGGAUCGGCAGUCGGUUCCAGGAUACCUCGACUAUGUCAGCUUGAUGCGGAUGCUGGAUGAUGCUGAUGUCACAGUCAGGGCUUUGGUCUCGGUCUCGCUACGAGUUGCAGAUUUGCUGCCCACAUGCAGGCAGAGGCUUCAGAUGCUGUUUGCUGACAUGGUCGAAGCACGCUGGCCCAAGGCCAGGGCAGUGCUGCUGGCUUUGCAGCGGGCCACGAGCCCAGGAGACACUUCCUGGCCCGGCGCAGCUGAUCUCAUCGGCAGCGUGCUGAACCUUGUGAAGGUCCAUCACGCUGGAUGGCUGUCAUCUGACAAGACUGCUCUGGAGCGGACAUUGCUCUGGACUCUUCGCUGGAUCUCAAUGACUAUGCAGGACGACAAUCUGUUGCAGCUUCUUCUGGAGGUGUCAACAUUGCUGGCGAGAACAGUCAAGGCAGAGUCUGGACACCUCGAUGCCAAUCUGCACUGGGUGGUCAGUUCCUGCGCAAUGAUCCGACAGCUGGACUCUGUCAGAAAUGAGCUUGCGGUGCCCGCGAGCGUGGAACCGGACAAGGACUCCUUGGCUCAUCUCCUGUCACCCAAAGAGUCGGAGCAGAUCCUGUACGUGAUAAAGGCAAAGCCCGAGCACGAGGAACGGAUGCUUGGCUGGUUUCUGAAGCGACACAUCGAGGGCCGUGGACAAGGCAAGCACUAUCAUCUUGCUGAUGUCAUCAUGUACGCUAUCGCUGUGGCAGCAUCUGUCAAUGCCAACCGCCCAACUCUAUGGAAAUACAUGUGGAAGAACUGGUCUCAGCACAGUCAGGUUGGUAUGGUGUUCUGCUAUUUGGCAGCAAGGCCUGGCUACGGCCGAUCCGCCGUCGCACAGGCAUGGGGAGGUCGUGGGAAUGAGACAGAUCAGGAUCUGCUGAAAUUGACAGACUCCGACCCUUCGCUCAAUGCGGUGUUGAGACGCUACAUGUCGGAUGUGCGGCAAAGGGAGACCAGCACAGCUGGCUGCUCUGCUCUGGCAGCCCUGAGCCCACUCAUCGUGGCAGCUACAGCGUUGCUUCUGGAGCUACUUCCUGAGCGAUCUCUGGAGGUCCGGAUUGAUCUUCGAGCAGCCGCACUGGUGCUUGCCGUUGCCGCGGCAUGCUGGACAUCGCUUCAUCUCCUCAAAGACGAAAGGAGGCCUGAAGAGCCAAGCAAAGCAUCAGAUGGGUGCCCAGUUGCCUAG
Molecule: messenger RNA, 2883 nt
Organism: Symbiodinium sp. CCMP2456
Lineage: Eukaryota; Dinophyceae; Suessiales; Symbiodiniaceae
Source: the annotation of a GenBank genome assembly